Molecule: messenger RNA, 1014 nt
Organism: Chanos chanos (milkfish)
Lineage: Eukaryota; Metazoa; Chordata; Actinopteri; Gonorynchiformes; Chanidae
Gene: phyhip
Product: phytanoyl-CoA 2-hydroxylase interacting protein
Exons: 4
Coding region: 1-1014 (337 amino acids)
Cellular component (GO): cytoplasm
Molecular function (GO): protein binding
Source: RefSeq, a predicted model, not a curated record
AUGGCUGACGUAGAUGUCCUCUCCACACCCCAUAAUAUUCAGGUCAGCGAGGUGACCUGUGACUCGUUCCGCAUCGCCUGGGAGAUGACCCCUGAGGACUCGGCCAGAGUGACUCAUUACUUCAUCGACUUAAGUCGCAAAGAAGGCGGAGACCAGAACCGCUUCAAACACAGGGAUGUGCCCACCAAGCUGGUGGCAAAGGCGGUGCCCCUGCCCAUGGCGGUGCGAGGCCACUGGUUCCUGAGUCCACGUACCGACUACUGUGUGGCGGUACAGACCGCCGUGAGGCAGCCAGACGGAGAUUACCUAGUGUCGGAAUGGAGUCAAGUGGUGGACUUCUGCACAGGAGAUUAUGCGAUGGAUCACCUGAGGCAGCUGCUUGACAAAGCUCAGGGAGCCGCUGGGCGACUGCUCAGGUUCUCGGUCUUCUAUCGCAACCAGCAUCCUGAAUACUUUAACUAUGUCAGAACAGAGUGUGGGGGUGUCAUGCGGCCAUCCUUAAAGGACAACAGCGGAAGUCACGGAUCUCCCAUCAAUGGAAAACUGCACGGAAUCUUCUUCAGCUGCAACACGGAGUUCGACACGGGCCUGCCUCCCAACGAUUCCCCAUACGGCCCUCUCCGUUUCCAAAUCCCCGCGGGACACUUACUGAACCCCUCCACCCAUUUAUACUUUGCCGACUUCUAUUGCAUGUAUACGGCCUACCACUAUGUAGUUGUGGUGCUGGCCCCUGCUGGCUCGGAGGGGGAUAGCUUUUGCUGUAGCCGCCUGCCACUCCUGGACCUGGCAUCCAAUCCCUUUCUGACUUACAACCCGCCUCAGAAGGAAGGGGAGGAGCCUGUUUUCUGUCAUGCCAGUGAUGUCAUCCUGGAGGUUCUGUUCACUGAGCCGCUGAGUCUAGAACAGGGAACCUUAGCACAAAUUUCUGGGCAUCAUCAACUGAUGAGUCUCUCCACCGCUAACGCUAAGAAAGACCCCAGCUGCAAAGUGUGCAACAUUAGUGUGGGCCGCUGA